GCACAUUCCGAACCGUACCGUACAGCGAAACACAUUCGGUGUCUACAAAGUCACGCGCCCUAAGGUUGCUUGGGUGGCUGUUCUGAGCUCAACUCUCACCAAACCUUCCCUAUGAAAAAACCGGUCUGCUACCCUCAAGACCGCCAUAAAAACUACUGUUCUUAAUAAAUUGCAGAGUUUUUGCCCAUCAGAAUUCUCUCUGUAUCCUUAUAGAGGCCCUGAAAUCAACAUGAUUUUAAAUUUCAGAUGACCAAUUUUUUAUUUUUCUUUUUUAUUUUUUGCCUGCUCUCUGAUUUUCCAUGGCUUCUAUUGUGGAAAUUGAGAGGUACAAUUUGAUACCACUCUCAGUGACUUGUCCAUGUGCCCAUCCCUGCCGUCCUUUGUCGAAGAAAACCCUAAUUCUCGCUCGACGGUGUUCGAAACUUAACCGUAGGCUAGUGUUGAAUGGAUCCAAAGCAACAUGGAGCAUUUCAGCGAUAAGGCACUUGGUUACUGCGGUUGCCAGAGCUGAACCAGAUAGGCUUGGCCAGGAAGACGUUAAAGAGUUGUAGGAAGUCGAUAAAGGCCAUAAAUUGCCAGAAGAACAGGAAUCUGUUUCAGAGCCUCAACAGAAAGGGAGCCAGUUGAGAAAAAGAAUUGUUUUUGGGCUUGGGAUUGGAAUUUCUGUUGGAGGCGUUGUCUUGGCUGGAGAGUGGGUUUUCACUGUGGCUUUGGCUGCGGCCAUGUUUGUUGGUGCACGUGAGUACUUUGAAUUGGUUAGAAGUCUUGGAAUGCCUCCUCCUUGUUAUGCUUCACUAAUUUGCUCUGUUAUAUGUGCUCUCAUGCCUCUAAUUACCUUGUAUUUUGGUCAGAUUGACAUUCCAGUGACUUUUACUGCUUUUGUUGUUGCAAUGUCAUUGCUUCUCCAAAGAGGGAAUCCUCGCUUUGCUCAGCUUAGUAGUACUAUGUUUGGGUUAUUUUAUUGCUGCUAUCUUCCUUGUUUCUGGGUCAAGCUUCGAUGUGGGUUGGCAGUCCUAGCCUUGAACACUAGAAUAGGAGCAUCUUGGCCUGUUCUUUUUGGUGGCCAAGCUCAUUGGACUGUGGGCCUCGUUGCAUCCCUGAUUGCUAUUAGCAGCAUCAUAGCUGCUGAUACAUAUGCUUUUAUGGGUGGCAAGGUCUUUGGGAGGUCACCAUUAGCUAGAAUUAGUCCAAAGAAGACAUGGGAAGGGACUAUUGCAGGCUUGGGUGGCUUUAUAGCAACUUCCAUGAUUCUAUCAAAGUUUUUUUCCUGGCCAACAUCAUUGCUAAGGUAUCAAAUCUUCCUCUACUGUAGUCUUAAGUUAUCGUAGUGCAGCCAACAUCUUUGCUGAGUUAUUCAACCUUUGUUGGCAUGGUCCCAAGUCAUUAUAAAAUAUUUUCUCUCGCAGAGACACACACUCAAACAAACACAUAUUUCUUGUGGAUAAAUUUUUGUAGGUCAAUAAUUCCAGGAAGCAUAAAUGCAGCCCAUUAUUGAUGCAAAAUUUACAGUUCCUUAAAAUAUCCACUGGAAUUCGAUAAUAAUAAGAAAGUAUUGCAUCAUGUAUGUUAUUAAUAUGCAUAAUUGUCUCAGUCAGUGGUGUGUCUAUAUGUAUAAAUAGGGUAACAUGGCAAACCUUUUCAAUGUCCAUAUUCUUUAAAUCCUUACCAAUGGGUGAAACUAUGUAAAAUGUUAAUAAGCUAGGAGAAUAUUUUCGGUGGCUUUCUUGAGCAUUGUGUUUCUUACUUUGUAAGGCAUGCCUAAUAGCUACAGGGAAAGAGUUGAAUGUCAGACAUGCAUUUAUUUUUUGUUUCUUUAUGAUAUUUAAAUACCAAUUUUAAUGUGGUAUUAUGAUGUGAUCAUAUUUUAUGUUUUCACACGGAUGCUUUGCAUGCCAAGAAUGUCCCUUAACAUAGCUGCAGUCAGUUGCAGAACUAAUGUGGUAUUAUGAUUUGUUAUCUUGUUUGUAUGUUUCACAGAGUCAAUAUUGCUUCUGCAUUUUCAGUUUUCACCUAUUUAGAAAUUAGAAGAUAAUCUUGGAAAGCAAUAUUUAUUGAGUUGGUUUUAUCUUCUAUUUAUACAACUUUAAUCAACAUAAAAAAGAUAAGAAAAAUGUGAACUUUCAUCAUUUAUUGAUUAGGAAUAUAUCAAAGUAAUUUGACAUAUCGUCUUCAAUGAUUGUAAGUGCAAUAGCUUUUGGGUUUCUGAAUUUCUUUGGGUCUAGCUUUGGUGAUCUUACUGAAUUGAUGAUCAAACGAG
Molecule: messenger RNA, 2257 nt
Organism: Hevea brasiliensis (rubber tree)
Lineage: Eukaryota; Viridiplantae; Streptophyta; Magnoliopsida; Malpighiales; Euphorbiaceae
Product: phosphatidate cytidylyltransferase 5, chloroplastic
Source: RefSeq, a predicted model, not a curated record